This is a messenger RNA of Fopius arisanus, 2463 nucleotides long. Its product is annotated as Accessory gland protein 36DE. The transcript has 4 exons. The coding region runs from base 360 to 2060 and encodes 566 amino acids. NCBI's taxonomy places the organism in Eukaryota, Metazoa, Arthropoda, Insecta, Hymenoptera, Braconidae. The record is from RefSeq and is a predicted model, not a curated record.
GUAACAUUUUUUUCUUAAUGCUAAAUUCGUGUGUUUUGAGGAUUGCAUUGAAUUAUUACGUAAGUGACAUAUAUCAUGCACUUGAUGUAUUUAUAGUCUCGACGCCAUACGCAUAGGCAUAAGUCGAUGUCGGUUGGUCCGUUCAAAAGUGUUUACCGCAUUGAUUCUAACAGUCACACUGACAAACUCAUCGAUCAAGGCGUAGAACAAUGGGUAUUUUGACAUUUCAUAACGUCAGACCCUAGAAACCCGAUCAAUCAAGCAUAUCAAAAUUCUUACGAGUCUCCGAGGAUCUAAUAAACCCCCACUGAAUCUUCUACUGAGUGCCUUUUCCAGUGACUUCUGUGGAGUACCUGCAAAUGGUUGGCCGACUCGCAGAGAGGCGCUAUCAAUUAGCAGCUCAGAAGCGUAAUGCAACAGAAUUGAAAUUCGAGUAUUACGUACAAGCAGCGAAUUACUUUGAGCGUGAAUGCGGAAAAGCGAGGCAAUUUAAUUCGUGGAACGUUGACAAAGUGAAGCCAACGCACUGGGAUAAUAUCAAAAGAACUGAAUCACUUCACAGACGUCAGAGUCAACUUCAGGAUUUGCUGAGGACUGAGGGUGAGAGUUAUCAGCGUGAAAUUGAUGAAUUAAAAUCACGGAAGGAGUCGCGAAAGGAAUUACGAAAGGAAUCACAAAAGGAAUCACAAAAGGAAUCACAAAAGGAAUUACAAAAGGAAUCACAAAAAGAAUCACAAAAGGAAUCACAAAAGGAAUCACGAGAGGAAUCACGGGAGGAUACAACACUUGAGGUCCUGAGGGAGAAGCUGAGGCAGAGGAGAUCGGAUCAGAGUCUGCACUAUCCGAGUACUUUCCGAAGGAUUCAAUCGUACUUCAGCUAUCCAACCAAGGCAGAGAGUUCGAAAGAAAUAACAUACCCGGGUUCAGCCGUAUCCUCUCGAAAGAGCCUGGAUAACACGAAUCUUCGUGACAAGAUGCAGUCGUCAGAAGAGACACACAGCCCACAGAGAAAGAAGACCGGUAACGAGGACUUUACGAAUCUUAUGGAUCAGGCGAGCUUCAACGUCAGGCACCAGGAGUUCAUGGACAAUCGAGCGGCUUCCACUCGAUCGAAUUUUGGUAUACCUGGACGAAGGGCUCGUGAAGGAAAGAAUGAGAGCGAUAACGAUUCUCCUGGACGAAACUCGGCGUCAUAUGAGCGAUCUGAUCUCCUUGAUCAUGGAUUGAAUGGACAGCAGUCAACGGAGGGAUGGAAUCUGCCCAAAAAAUUUGCUGAGAGAUACGCCAAGAAGAGUCUUCAAGAGACAAAUGUACGUGAGACUGGUGGACCGAUCAUCAAACCGAAUGAGAGGAGCGAAGACAAAACCGAUAGUUCAGGGGAACUCGAUAGUUCAGGGGAGCAUGACAGCUCAGGGGUACCUGAGACCAAUGGCAGUCACGAUAUAUCCCAUGACAAAGAGGAUUACAUCGCCGAAAAGAUGGCGUCCAUCGAGCUCCAUUCUGUAGAUAACCGGGAUGAUAACGAAUCCUGGGUGCCUGAGACACCCACCAAUAUGCUGAUGUAUUUGACUCAUCAAGAGAUGAAGAAGAAGAUUGAGGACUUGGAGAGCAGGGAGCUCAAGGCUAUUCAGAAACAAUCCUGGGAGGAGGCUUUGCGUCUCAAGGACAUGAAGAAUCGACUGGAACUGUUCAGGGAUAAGCAAUUUUACUCGCGGGAGGAUCUCAAGGUCGAUCCUGAGCUCAGGCAAUUGGCCCUGAAGAGCAUUGAGUCACGCAGCAAGCAGCUGGCUAAUCGAGAGCAGUUCUGUGUGCACUCGCAGAUGUACAGCGAGGAGGCUAAGCUGAUGUGGAACGUGUGGGCUGAUGAGGACAAGAAACAUUCCAUCAAAGAUGAAAAAGCUGAGAGGGAUCUUCUGCUGCGUCAACUCGAGGAGGAGUGGGAAUUGCUCCAGCAGGAGGAGAAGGAGAAAAUUUUUUACGAUUACAUGCAGAUAAUGAACAAAUCUUUCACGCAGAAUCAGAUGGAUCUCAUUGCUAAACUUACCAAGCAGAAGUUCUAAUGCUUUUUUUUUAUUUAGGUCAUUUUAGCUCAUCGAGUUUUGAGCUUUUUUGCGCUUUCUCGUUUGAGGGUGAAAGCAUUUUUCAUUCCAUCACGUGCAUCAAUUUUAGAUUCAAGAAAUUUCGACUCAAGACGAAUCCGUCCUUAAGAACUUGUAGGAUAAAACUUGUAGACGACGAUAGUUCAAAUUAGUUGUCAUGUUAAUUGAAUUAAUUGAAGCAUCUGUGCAGCGACAUUUGUCAUUUUUGCUUAAUCUCAAAGGUGAAAUUUUCGAUGUGAACUUUGGAAAUUUCCUGUUUGUCAUUAUCGUUUAUUAUUAUCAAUUUUGAUAUAUUCAUAAAAUUUGAUAGAAAUAAUAUGGAUGUUGUUAGUAUUUGUAAUAACGCAAUACUAUGAUUUUGAUA